Molecule: messenger RNA, 686 nt
Organism: Spinacia oleracea (spinach)
Lineage: Eukaryota; Viridiplantae; Streptophyta; Magnoliopsida; Caryophyllales; Amaranthaceae
Exons: 3
Coding region: 185-556 (123 amino acids)
Source: RefSeq, a predicted model, not a curated record
AAGAGGUAUGGCCUUGUUGGAUGGAAUCAUAGAGAUGAUAUUAAGGGGGUUGUAGUGUUGUACCGUACUACCGUUGUAUAGAUUUGGUUGAGAGAAAGUGGUGCCUGGUAGCAAAGUUGAGGACGGAGAGUUUUAGGUUUAGUAAUGCUUUUAUAGAAAAAUAAAUAUCCUAACACUUUAAAACAUGCAAAGUUCAAGUUACUAUUGCAGCAAUAGUGUUGUGACGAUAUUGCCCCCGCUUCUCACUCUUUACUACUGGUUUGCCCUUCUGCCAGAUUAUGCCACGUUCUUGCAUCUUACCCUUCCGUUUUCUUGGAUGAGCUCUGACUCUUUCCCCUUUCGUCUUCUACUAUCCUGCAUUCUUGCUUAUCAGCUCUUUCCUCUCUCCUCAUUAUUUUCUCUGUGCACUCUCAGCCAUGGAAGAUGGGAUCAGAAACUUCCGAGUUCUGAAGCUCCUCACUCUCACUUUGUCUUCUUUUUCCCUGUGCUGAGCGCGAUGGGUUGUUCGGUGCUGCUGGUACCGUUGAAAUGGUUGAGGUUAUAUAUGAUAAAUUGACUGGAAGGAGCAGAGAGUUCGGAUUUGUGGCGGUUAAUAUCCUUGAUUGACAAUAUCUUCUAUCACAUACCACUUUUGCUAAUGUCUCUUUUUCUCAGAGCAUAUUCUUUUGUGUCUGUUGGGUGAGUUG